Zophobas morio is the source of this 773-nucleotide messenger RNA. Its product is annotated as guanine nucleotide-binding protein G(q) subunit alpha-like. The annotation marks the transcript as partial. NCBI's taxonomy places the organism in Eukaryota, Metazoa, Arthropoda, Insecta, Coleoptera, Tenebrionidae. Gene Ontology annotation, molecular function: G protein-coupled receptor binding; GTPase activity; guanyl nucleotide binding. The record is from RefSeq and is a predicted model, not a curated record. Gene Ontology annotation, biological process: adenylate cyclase-modulating G protein-coupled receptor signaling pathway. Gene Ontology annotation, cellular component: heterotrimeric G-protein complex. The transcript has 6 exons.
GCGUAGCCUCAAGUUGUAGAGAAGAUGCAUCCAUUGAACAUGACAUAAAAAAAGCGCGAAGGGAAGCAAAAAGAGAGUUAAAAUUAUUACUUUUAGGGCCCGGAGAGUCUGGGAAAAGCACAAUUUUAAAGCAAGCACGUAUUAUACACGGAGAAGGAUACACUACUAAACAAUUCAUUGAUUUUGCGCCGGUCAUCUACUCCAAUAUUGUUACGGCCAUGCAAACUUUAGUAUCCCAAAUGGACGAAUUUGGAGUCAAACCUGAAGAUUUUAUAAAAGAAUCUUGCGAGCUUGUCCUCGGCUAUACGCCUUCAAGCAUUAUGGGUUUUCCUACGGAACUAGCGGAAGCCUUAAAAAUUUUGUGGAACUCCUCAUCCAUUCAAGAGUGUUAUAGAAAACGCUCCCGCUUCCAUUUUAAUGAUUCUACUAAAUAUUAUUUCGAACAUCUUGAUAGGAUUUCAAGUCCAGAGUAUAUCCCUUCUACUGUAGAUAUUCUUCAUUCUCGAGUGCCCACCACUGGGAUUGUUGAGUACAAAUUUUCUAUUGACGACCUUCACUUAAGGCUAUUGGAUGUUGGCGGGCAGCGCGCGGAGAGGCGGAAAUGGAUUCACUGUUUCACUGGAAUUACGAUGAUUAUUUUUAUGGCUUCUCUUAACGAAUACGAUCAAGUGUUGUUCGAAGAUAGCACCCAAAGCCGCAUGCGUGAAAGUAUAGCGCUUUUCGCUUGUAUUGUGAACUAUGAAUGGUUUUGGGAAACUUCUUUUAUUCUUUUU